UAUCAUGUAUCUCAAUGUGAUGGCCAAAGAUGGACCGAAUCGCCAAAUAGUAUCCGAAGACCCUAGCCGCCCUCUCGAAUCCCGGACAGAUUCCCGACGUAGGAACCGGCCUCGGGCUCGAACAUCCAACCGAGGAACUAUAACUCCGCACCUCGAAGCAUGAUAUAGUACUAGCUGCUUCGCCCCGCGUUGGUCUAACUAACCAACCAAGAAUCCCAAACCACUGUCUUGUGCCCCCGUCCUGGCGACGUGUAGGACACGACGGGCCUUUUCUGUCCAUCCCAAGCCCUAGGGUCUUCAAAACCCACGACCAAGACCCCGGAAAUUGGAUCGCCUCAUUCGAGCUAGCUUCACCUCCACUACCCCCGCGUCCCCCCCGGUGUAGGAUUUCCCACCAAUUUCCUCCCCCCUGCGCGGUCAAAGAUACGGAUUAUUCAGAGUCGUACGCUUCUUCCGUUGUUGUUGUUGUUCCUUCCCCGGGGUUUUUUUCACCGCUUUUCGUUGUAUCGACUUCCUACAUGGAUUUUUAACCUCUCCCACGCGCAAACAGCUUUCCCAUCAGCAAAAGUCAUUCUGUGCAAGCUCGGGGCUUACAAGUACAUUGUAAAGCUUAGACAAGAUGGCGGAUAAGAAAUCGGAGCUCGAUGUUGAAAGCGCAAAGGAGGAAUCCAGCGCGUCCGUCGUUCAAUACGACUCCUCGGGCCCCGUCACGGAGGCGGAGAAGGCACUGCGCUGGAAGCAGGACAAGCGCAUCGUGCCGUUGUCGGCGGGGAUCUACUUCCUGUGCUAUCUGGACCGGUCGAACAUCGGCAACGCCAAGAUCAUGAACGCGUCGACGGGGCACGACCUCCUGACGGAGACGGGCAUGACCAACUUCCAGUACACCAUCUCGCUGAUGGUCUUCCUCGUGGCCUACGGGCUGUUCGAGGUCCCCUCCAACAUCCUGCUCAAGAAGCUGCGCCCCUCCCGCUGGAUCGCCUUCCUCAUGCUCGCCUGGGGCGCGCUGACCGUCGCGCUCGGCGGCGUGCGCACCUACGCCGCCGUCACCGCCGUCCGCUUCCUGCUCGGCGUCUUCGAGGCCGGCCUGUUCCCCGGCCUGGUCUACUACCUGACGUUCUGGUACCGCGCCGAGGAGCGCAGCAUCCGCGUGGCUUUCAUCCUGGCGUCGGCGACGCUGGCGGGCGCCUUCGGCGGAGCCAUCGCCUACGCCAUCGGGCACAUGGACGGGGCCGGGGGCCUGUCGGCGUGGCGCUGGCUGUUCGUCAUCGAGGGCAUCCCCUCCUGCCUGUCCGCCCUCCUCGUCUGGCUCCUGCUGCCCGAUUACCCCGAGGGCGCCGCGUGGCUGACGACUCCGGAGCGGGAGCUGGCCGUGCGCAGGCUUCGCGUCGAGGGGAGUAAGGGCCACCACAAGGCGAUGACGUGGGCGGAUGCGAAGGCGACGCUGGUCGACUGGAGGCUUUGGGGCCAUUAUGUUGUGUAUUUCGGCAUUUCGACUCCGUUCAGCUCGCUUUCUCUAUUUACCCCUUCCAUCACGGCGGGUUUAGGUUAUCACGAUCUCCAGGCGCAGCUCAUGACUGUGCCGCCGUAUGCUGUCGCUUAUGUUGUCCAAAUCCUCACCUCUUGGUCGGCCGACCACUUUAAUGCCCGCGGUCUGCACUCGGCCGCAUUGGCCACGAUCGGAGCCGUCGGUUUCUUGGCGUCGGCCGUGCUACCGGAAGAUGCGUAUGCGUCACGGUACGGAUGUUUGAUCGUCGCGGCGUCAGGAGCGUUCGCUUGCAUACCGCCACUAUUGGGCUGGCUUUCAUCCAACAUCUUCAGUACCGCUUCGGUCGGUCUUGCGAUCGCUCUGAACAUCGGCUUGGGUGGUGCGCCGGGUCAGAUCGUAGGUGUGUGGAUCUACAAGGCGGAUGAAGCAAAGCUCGGAUAUCCUACGGGCCACUGGACGAACGCAGCUCUUUUGUUUAUGGUUGCUGUGGGCUGCGUGAUGCUGAGGGUGUAUUAUGCGCUCCGCAACAGGAAGAUAAUUCGCGGUGCGACGGAUGGAGAGGAGGUGCGGCUGUUUAAGUAUUAAGCCGCGCGUAGGAGUUAUAACCAUGUGCCCAGAAAGGGACAUCAAUAUAUUAAUGCACGACUUAAUGAGCGAGAAUGCCAUUCUAAUAGAUUAAUCUUGGAAAUUUGAGCCGCCUUGUGACUCCCUACUGCUGUGUUAAAUAGAGCGUCCUAGGGGCUCUUAAAGGGCGAGUGAUAACCAAAUAGAAGAACGUAAAGAAGAGAA
Daldinia caldariorum is the source of this 2275-nucleotide messenger RNA. Its product is annotated as MFS general substrate transporter. NCBI's taxonomy places the organism in Eukaryota, Fungi, Ascomycota, Sordariomycetes, Xylariales, Hypoxylaceae. The record is from RefSeq and is a predicted model, not a curated record. Gene Ontology annotation, biological process: transmembrane transport. Gene Ontology annotation, cellular component: membrane. The coding region runs from base 620 to 2071 and encodes 483 amino acids. Gene Ontology annotation, molecular function: transmembrane transporter activity. The transcript has 3 exons.